Molecule: messenger RNA, 1229 nt
Organism: Vigna radiata var. radiata (mung bean)
Lineage: Eukaryota; Viridiplantae; Streptophyta; Magnoliopsida; Fabales; Fabaceae
Exons: 3
Coding region: 221-622 (133 amino acids)
Biological process (GO): regulation of circadian rhythm; response to cold
Source: RefSeq, a predicted model, not a curated record
AUGGAUAGAGUAUUAGUUAGUAAUUUAAGAAAGUAUGAUAAUGAAGAUAUUUUUUGGGUUUUAAAUAAAGAAAAGAGGUGGCCAGCUAAUAAAGCCACCGUAUCAGUAUUCAUUCCCCAUCCCACUCCUCUCUUCCUCUUUACUUCUUUCUCUGCUCUCUGCUCUCUUCUUUCUGCUCUCUGCUUUCUUCUCUCUCAUCUCUUCUCUCCCACGCCACACAAUGGAAUCCACGCACACCCAAACGACGUCGGUUUGGACGGACGAGAAGCACCUUCACUUCCUCAACACCAUGGAAGCCUCCUUCGUCCGCACAAUGCUCCAUCACUACGCCGUCAUUUCCUCCCACCCUCCUCUCCGCCUCGACCGCUACCUCCCCGACACCUCCGAAUCCACCUUGGAUUCCAAGCCCAAUCGCAGGCCCAAGAAACAUGCUUCUGCACCCUCAGAUUCAAUGGGUCCUACUCCCAGGGGCAGAAGAUCGAAGAGGAGAUCGUCUCAUUCCCACUCUCACCUACACAGUUCCUUGGUGGAGCAGGCCGUAGCAGAACUAGAAAAUGGAAGAGAAAGUGGUGGUCCCGACGUUGUAGGAGGGGAUGAUGCAAAACAAAGAAAUAAUGUUUAGGGGUACCUAAUCUCACAGCACACAAAAGAUUCAUGGAUUUUCUUUUUUCUUUAUAUUAUAUUUUUUUCUCUUGUUUUAACUUCUAAUCAAGUUAUACUAUAUUUUAUUUCUAACGAUUAUCUUAAAAAGAUAUUAUUGUGAUGAGAGGAUAUUAAAUACAUCAACCUAGCUAGCUAUAUGUCGUUCAUUAUUUUAUUUGACGUGAAAGACUAACAGUGGCGCAUAGGUUUUGUUACGAGAGAUUGAAAGGAAGAUAAUUUAUGGAAGUUGAUAUGAUAGAAUGGUGACACAGAUAUUAUAGAAGAAUAGAAUAAGAUUAUAUAAAGUAAGAUUUGCAGAUAUUUUGAUGGUUGCGGAUUAAAUAGAAAGAGAGGGGUUUGAAAACUUGGCCUACGAUAGGGGAGGUUGGUGGGGUAAUCCUUUCAGGUCCAAGAUUGGCAGAACACGGUGUCUACUGUUUUCUUUAUUUGGAUACUCAAUCACUCCACCUACACCAACCUUCCAUCAUCAUCCUUCUUCUAACUCAAACUUUUUUUCUACUUUAGGUGGAUUUUAUUUUAGGACAAACUUACAGUAUUUGUAUUUUAUUUUAGAAUUGUUCAAUUUU